UAGGCGUCGAGGCGGAGGUCUCUUAUUGGAGAUUGAGUGUUCCGUGUGCGUAUUUUUCUCAAUAGCCGAAAUUGCCGUCGAAGAACAUUUCAGAACUUUCGACGACCCAUUUGCAAAAGCUGCCACUAAAUAUCUGUUUACGUAAGAGAGAGCGAUGCCAAAAUUUAGCGAAGGUGAUCUAGUACAUUCCUUUGCAUGACCGAUAUCGAUGCUGUCAUGUGGCAGUAGAUGAGCCGAUGUUAAAGUGUAGAUUUCGUCAACAGAAACGACUGCUCCCGAAAGAAGAUAUUUUUGGAUAGCCUUAGAGAAAACUAACAACGUACGAGCAACUUAAAGCAUGCGUUUGAAAUCGCUGGAUGGACCCUUGGCGGUUCACAACGGCAAUAACGAGGCUUUGAAUUCUCCAAAGCGGAUAAACACUCUGCAGAAUAGUAAUAUAAUCUCAAACUACGUGAAUUACGAUAACAAUAUCACAACACACUUGACCACAAACAAUUCCAGUGAUGUUGGUACUAUUACCAGCGCUCAUGAUCAACUUAGCAAUGAUAACGUGGAUGCCCUACAUAGGAUAAGCAACACCGAGAGCCAGAAGUUGCGAUGGUGCAACUUCACUGUGAACACCGGCCAGCAAAAUCAGCAGCAUCAAAGACAGCUGGCCCUAAACAAUCUCGCCAACAACAGGUACAGUCAAAUACGAAACAUAAACAACACGCUGGCCACCCAAAUGAGGAUCAGGGAGUCUUCCGCCCGAUGUCAAGAACUCGCGUCACCAGAUGAUGCCCGGCUCGAUGAUUACGGACAGCUUCAAAGCUGUAGUUCGUCAACGGCGGCGUCUCCACAAGAUGAAGAUCGGUCUUUUGAUCUGUCAGAAAGUGGAGACUCCUCCGAUGAAGGUAUCGACGAUACGUUGGCGGUCGAUGACCAUACUCCAAGCCUCAGAUGCAUCGUCAACCCCAACUAUCCAGGCUUCCAACAUUUGGCGCAUACGCUGGUUGACGGAUACGACGAAGAAGCUCUGACAAAUAAAUUGGAAGCGGACGCUAAUCACGCAAACAAUAAUGACCCGGAUUCCGAAUUUAAGAUUGACAAGUUUGACAGCGUUAACCGCCUGGACAGUGUAGAAAACAUUCAGAAGGUGUUCCACGACAAAUCAUUGUCUGAUAUCAAAGUGAAUAGUGAAUCUGUAGAAAACAUAACUUGCAAUUCAGUGAGUGACAGUGGCGCCACCCCAAGCGAGGAACACUGUGAGGUAGUGAACUUUAAUAUUAAGUUAGAGGAGAAAGUGCUCGGAAUAGUAGUCGGUGAUUUUCGGAAGGAAGUAGAAGAGGAGUUGGAAAAGAUCGGUUUAAAUAAUGAGCAAUUUCAAGAGACCGAUAAUGCUCUAGUUAAAGCACCGGCUCAUGACGACACAAGCCUACAACUGUCGACCUAUAUACAAAGUGACCAACUAUCUACGGAACAAUCCGAAGCCGAUGAUAAAGCCCCAUUAUUGCCAAUAGAAAUUAAAAUGGCGGACGCCGUUUUGUCCGAUGCUCGAGAACUCAUCCCGAGGCUUUGUGAAAAUAUGGAAAAUCCCGAUGUAAACGCCAAGAAGUUUAAAACGGAUACCGCUACCUACAACGGUAAAACUGAGCAAUUCAAUAAAGAAGAUGUUACAAAAAACCGCAAGGAAAAAGACGAAGAUAGUACUUUGUUGAAAGAUAAAGGAAUGUCCGUUCCUGCCGGCUCGACGAGACGAAGAUUAAAUUACAGUCAACAAUUUGGCAGCUUGAUAUCUUUUACUAGGAAGGAACCUGCGAGAAAAGAUGCGGUCGCAAGGAGAUCGGCGCCAAUGGCCUACGGCAAAAAGAAGACACCGAAAUGUGAAACUUCAGGCGAGUUUGAUGUUUACAAUAUCGAAACAGCGAUGCCGCACAUUGACCUUGAAGCCAUCGAAAAUCAUCUACGUGCCGCAAGAGAAGAGGAACGACGGAGACGAACUGAUAGAGAAGAGAUUAGACGAAGACUGGCGAUGGGUCCAGAGGAUGAGUAUUACAUGGAUCGACCCUCCAGGAAGCCUAGUUUGCAAGCUCGUUUACAAAGUGGUAUGAAUCUUCAAAUUUGUUUCAUGAAUGAAACGGUUCUGGACAAUGAUAGUCCCAGCUCUGACUCUGAAUGUCCUAUGACAAACCCCAAACAGCCUAAAACCUCUCUCGUUAGCCAAGCCUCACCAAAUGCAAAUGGUUUUGAAGCAUCUCUCCCUCAACGGCCUGCUACAUUAUCCUUGCAACCACAGCCGUCGAUGGCUACCCUGCAAUUAGGGGGCGCAGCAUCUGAGACUGACUUCUUUACGAAGCAAGCGCGAUUGCAGACUGAAGCGCGAAUGGCAUUGGCACAAGCGAAAGAAAUGGCGAGGAUGCAAAUGGAGAUAGAACGACAGAGGCAGAAAAAAAGUCCAAUUACGGAAAUGGUCAGACACAGUUUGGAAAAAGUGGGGAUACCUUUCCCGGAGGAAAAGAGGAGACUUUCCAGGCAACUUUUGACUGAAAUGAACGUUGCUCAACUACAAGUGAUCGUUAAUGAUCUGCACACUCAAAUAGAAAUCCUCAAUGAGCAGCUUGUAAAGUUUCUCAUGGACCGUGACGAUCUCCAUAUGGAACAAGACUCCAUGCUCGUCGAUAUCGAGGAUCUUACGAGAUAUUUGGGCGCUAAAGAGCAAGUCCUCAAGGAGCAGUGUAUUUCGACGCCUCAGAAUAACAAUUUGCCGCCUCCAUCACCCGCCCCUUCUUCACCUCUGGCAACCAUUAAUAGUACUGUUAAACCACACUUGCACCGGAUAGCCAGCUUAGUAAAAAAGUAGCCUAAAGGACGUCACAUCUGCCCGUCCUUCUGUAUAUAGUUGGUUGAUGGACUGUGUGAGUUUAAAACAGAUAUGCCUCCAUUUUGUAAUUUGCAGGUUGUUAUAGUCCUACUGAAACUUGCGACAAUAUCAAAUUCGGUGGGUAAAUUGCCAUUCAUUUGAUUCAUUAUCUAUUCGGGCUUAAAACUUUUUUUUUAUUAUUCUUUUAAAAAGGUUUGCAAGCAUAUUAACUAUUAAUAAAUUAUAUUUAAAUUUUAUGUUUAGUUUGUUUCAUAUGUAUCAUUCUGAAGUCGUUGACUAUAUCUAUGAAUCAUGUUCUAGCUUUUCCAGUGACCAGCGUGAUGGUAAAUUUUGAAACGGCGCAAGGCCUAAUGGUGUUGAUUAUUCCUUCAAGCUUAGGAUCCUUGUAAUAAAUUUAUGCAAAAAUUCCAUUGUUAUUACCUUAGCAUUAGGUCAGUCGUAGGCUAUGCUAGCAAGUUCCUUUAGUGAUAUUAUUUAUUUUUGUAUAUUACCUUAAAUGUAAUAUCGUAUCAAUUAGCCUGAAAAGUGUUUACACGGUGUGUGUGUAGCGCUAAUAGAGUUUUGGGAGAUCUCAAUAACUAGCAAUUUAUUUUAAGUUUAUAUUACCUAAGAUAUGCGAUUAAAGCAAGUACAAAGUUACCAAUAACUUACUUUUUUAAACAUAUUAAAAUCUGCAAAGGCCAAAAGAUUAAUUUAAAAACUAAAGUGGUAUGGUUGAUCUGGUCUUAUUUCAAACCCCCCCAAAAACUCUAAUGUAAUUAUUAAAAACGUAAUAAUUAGAAUUAUCGUAGAUAGAUCAUGUGUAGAAUUGAUACAAGUCAUAUGUAUUUGCAAGUGUUAAAAAAAACAAAAUAAUUGCAAGAAUAGAUGUUACAAAACAAAGAUAAUCGCUCAAAAAAGGAUAACUCAUAGGUGAAGAACGAAAAGCUGUAGCCAAAUGGGUGUUGAUAAAAAAAAUAAAAACAUAUAUGUAUAAAAUUGUGGCAUUAUGUGACGCUCAACAGCGUCAUCGUCUAAGCCACAUUAAAUUCGAAUCAUUCUCUAAUGCAUAAGAAGGUGUCGAACAAAAUAUUUCACCAAAAAUAUCUGAUUUUUUGAUUAGUGGCUAAAAAUUAAGUUUUUAUAUGAAUAUUCAAAACCGAUGCGAAUACAAUCACAUUAUGUAAUUGUAUCCGAUUUAUGAUAAUGGGGCUUUUGAUUCUGACGUAUGUUUUUUGUAUUAUAUUUUGAAAACUUAAAAGACUGUACCACCCAAAGAAUACGUUAUAAAACCGGAGAUGAAAUGAUCUGUAUCACCUUUUGAUAUUAUAGGAAGAGCGUUUGUUGAGCGAUAUGCGACUAGUAAAUGUUACUGUAAUUAAGAUUCGUUGUGAAUACAAAUGCUUAAAUAAAUCAUU
Molecule: messenger RNA, 4257 nt
Organism: Cylas formicarius (sweet potato weevil)
Lineage: Eukaryota; Metazoa; Arthropoda; Insecta; Coleoptera; Brentidae
Gene: Schip1
Product: schwannomin-interacting protein 1 homolog
Exons: 15
Coding region: 338-2839 (833 amino acids)
Biological process (GO): positive regulation of hippo signaling
Cellular component (GO): plasma membrane; cell junction
Source: RefSeq, a predicted model, not a curated record